Messenger RNA from Danio rerio (zebrafish), 13845 nucleotides. NCBI's taxonomy places the organism in Eukaryota, Metazoa, Chordata, Actinopteri, Cypriniformes, Danionidae. The record is from RefSeq and is a predicted model, not a curated record.
AGCCGCUGAUACACCGACACCGCUCGUCUCCAACUGCUCUCCGUCUCGUGGAGUUUCAACGGCAUUUUAUGGGGGAAACACUAGAUGCAAUGGACGAAAUAUACAGUACGUGUGGAUUACUUCUUCAUUUAGACGAGUAGGCUAUUCUUUUGCGGCGAUGUCCUCUCUGAAAUCACCUGUAACAAUGGGUAAAUCCUGGACUAACCAUCUUCUAGUGCUCUUUAUGUGGAUAUGCUUAGGUGCCCAGCAAAUGGAAGAUGCUUUGCCUUUUCAGUUUACUUAUCCAUUUUAUGAUGUGACGAUAUAUGAAAAUUCAGCAGCAAAAACUUAUGUCGAAUGUCCCAUAAAAAUGGGAAUUUUUAUGACAAAUCAAUCUGUGGACAUUUGGUACACAAUAGAAUCUGGAGACCAUGAUAAUUUAUUCAAGGCUGAGACAUAUGUCUUGGGUAAUUUCUGUUUCUUGCGAAUAAGGACCAAAGGAGGCAUUUCUGCCUCUCUUAACAGGGAAAUAAAAGACCACUAUCUACUGACUAUAAAUGCUAUUGAAAGACACACUGGUGCAGAGGCACAGACGCAAGUAAAAGUACAAAUUCUGGACAUGAAUGAUCUCAGACCUCUUUUCUCACCGACUACAUAUAGCUUCUUUGUUCCGGAAAACUCUGCAGCCAGAACAAGCAUAGGCAGAGUUUCUGCCACAGACGCUGACACAGGCACCAAUGGAGAGUACUAUUUCAGCUUCAAAGAGUGGACUGACAUGUUCUCCAUUCAUCCUACUAGUGGGGUUAUAACUCUGACAGGCAAGCUGGAUUACUCCGAGAUGGCUCUUUAUGAGAUUGAUGUGUUGGCUGUGGACAGAGGUCUGAAGCUCUAUGGGAGCAGCAGCAGCAGUAGCGCAGCAAAGCUAAAGGUGCAUGUAUUGCAGGCCAAUGAACAUUCACCUGUUAUAACUGCUGUCCCUUUAACUCCUUGGAACACAACCAGCGAUCCCACAUAUGCGCAUGUAACUGUGGAGGAUGCAGAUGAAGGGCAAAAUGGUGAAAUUGCCUCUCUGAACAUUGUAGCUGGAGAUCCACUUCAGCAGUUCAAGACCUUUAGAACAAAUCCUGGAAGCAAGGAAUACAAGAUCAAGGCUGUCAAGAAAGUGGAAUGGGAGGGUUAUAGUUUUGGCUACAAUCUUACAUUGCAAGCCAAAGAUAAGGGAAAUCCGCCUAAGUUUUCCUCAGCGAUAGUUGUGAGGUUGGGAUCACCUAGCGAAUACACAGAGAUUCCUAGAUUCGAGAAAAGUAUUUAUAGAGUUACCCUAAGUGAGUUUGCGCCACCUCACUCUCCUGUUGUUAUGGUCAAAACUGUAGAGAAACAUUCAAAGAUUAAUUACUUGUUAGAAUUUAAAAUGCAACAACACGAUAAUCCAUUUAUUAUCAAUCCAAACACAGGCCUUAUUUCCACCUCUGGACCUAUUAAAGCAGAAAAGGUUAGUCAAUAUGAAUUUGAAGUUGUUACUAGUGACAGACGAGCAUCGACAAAGGUGGUAGUGAGUGUAAGUGAUAUGAACAACAACGCUCCAGUGUUUCAAAAGUCAAAUUACGAAGCAAGUAUUGCUGAACAUGUGCCUAUAGGAACCAGUGUCUUAACAGUCAGCGCUACUGACAUGGAUGAUGGAGAAAAUGGCUAUGUCACCUAUAGUAUUGUCAAUGUGAACAAACAGCCCUUCGUAGUGGAUUAUUUCACCGGUGUCAUAAGCACCACCGAGGAUCUAGAUUAUGAGACCAUGCCAAGUAAAUUCUCCCUCAGGAUUCGAGCCUCAGACUGGGGCUCCCCUUUCCGCCGUGAAGCCGAGACUAUUGUUUCAAUCUCUCUCACUAACCUAAACGAUAAUAAGCCACAAUUUGAGAAUAUCGACUGUGAUGUUAGAGUGCCAAGAUCUCUAGGGGUCGAUGAGCAAAUAAUAAGGGUGUCUGCCAUUGACGCUGACGAUCUUGGCGUAGUGCAGUACAGAAUUGACACUGGUAAUAACAUGAAUCUUUUCAAACUGGAUUCCACCUCUGGUGUGCUGGCGCUUAAAAAGUCACUGAGGGAUGGUGAUGCUGUGAAACAAUCGUUCCACCGUCUGCAAAUAACUGCCGGCGAUGGAGAAAUCUCAAGCACUCCUUUGUUCUUAAAUCUAACCAUUGUUAAUGCUCCAAAACAUGUCCGCUCUAAAUGUGCAGAGACUGGCGCUCUGAGAACUUUAGCUGGGCUGUUGCUUUUCGGCUCUAAACUAGACAGUCAGAAAGAAACAGAGGAUGAAUUUGCAGACAUCCAUUCUGUUAACCGCCAUGCUCCACGGUUUAUAGAGUCCACUCCAGCUGUAAUAGAAGUUAAAGAGAACCUUCCUGUAGGGACAAGCGUGGCACUCCUCAGAGCUGCCGAUUCCGACUCAGGCUUCAAUGGGAAAUUACUUUUUGUGAUCUCAGGGGGAGAUUUUGAUAGUUGUUUCACGAUAGAAUCUGACACAGGGUGGCUUAAAGUUUUCCAGCCACUCGAUAGAGAAACAACAGACCGCUAUACUCUCAAAAUCACAGUUUAUGACCUCGGCUUACCGCAGAAGUCCUCAUCUCACUUGUUAGAUGUCAAAAUUUUAGAUGCCAAUGACAACAGUCCUGAGUUCCUUCAGCGCGAGUAUAUAGUGGAUAUAAGUGAGGACACGGCUAUAGGAACUGAUAUCAUUCAACUUGAAGCGAAAGAUAAGGAUUUAGGGGUCAAUGGAAUGGUUAGAUACUCAUUUCUCACUGAGACUGAUAAAUUUAACAUUCAUGAAGAAACAGGGUUUGUAAGUGUUAUGCGUGUUCUAGACAGAGAAGCCAAUCCGGUAUUUGUUUUGAGAGUGGCUGCUUUCGAUGCAGCAAUUGAUGAGCCUAAAUUAGUAUCAACAGUGUUGUUACGCAUUAAUUUGGAGGAUGUAAAUGAUAAUCCCCCUAUGUUUGUUCCUCAACAUUAUCACAUUCGAGUGAGAGAAGACAUUCCAGUGGGAACUUUAGUGCUCUGGCUUGAAACUCACGAUCCUGAUCUUGGCCUGUCUGGACAGGUGAGAUACAGUCUAACAGAUGGGGAUGACGGAAACUUUCAGGUGGAUAAAAUGUCUGGAGCUGUGUAUGUCUCUCAGACUCUUGAUUUCGAAACAAGACAGAUAUACAAUCUGACAGCAAAGGCCAAAGACAGAGGCAGGCCAAACCCUUUAUCCUCAUCCUGCUUCAUUCAAGUGGAGAUUGUGGCUGUCAAUAAGAACAUGUACCGUCCAAAUUUCCCAUUUUUUGUGGAUUGGGGAACUGUGCUUGAAGACGCCUCAGUUGGCACCUCUGUAUUGAAAGUUGCAGCUCAUGAUGAGGACAGCGGCAGGGAUGGAGAAGUUCGCUACUCCAUACAAGGUGGUUCAGGCCUUGGAGUGUUUACCAUCAAUGAAGAGAGUGGCAUCAUUACAACACAAGAAAUCCUCGAUCGGGAGACAAAAAAUCAUUAUUGGCUCACAGUUUACGCUACUGACCAGGGAAUCGUGCCGCUUUCUUCAUUUGUGGAGGUUUACAUCGAGGUUCAGGAUGUCAAUGAUAAUGCUCCGCUGACAACAGAGCCUGUGUACUUUCCUUCUGUAUCUGAAAACUCUCCCAAAGGCGUCUCCGUCAUCCAGAUCCAAGCGUUUGACCUGGACUCUGAAUCAAGUGAAAAUCUCUCAUAUAAAAUAAGCAGUGGAAAUCCACAAGGAUUUUUUGAUAUUGACUUCCAGACAGGGUUGGUGACAACAACAUCGAGGAAACUGGACCGAGAAAAGCAAGCAGAGCAUCUUCUUGAAAUCACAGUUUCGGAUGAUGGCAGUCCAUCCAAGUCGACCGUGGUUCAUGUGAUAGUCAACGUAUUGGAUGAAAAUGACAACAGUCCCCAGUUCUUGGAAAAGAUCUUUAAAAUCAGGCUGGUGGAACGACUGGAGGCAGUGGAAUGGGAGCCAAUUUAUCGAGUGAUUGCCUAUGACAGAGAUGAGAGUCCCUUUUCUGAUAUCUCAUACGCUAUUGAGGAGGGUGAAGAGCAGGGGAAAUUCUUCAUUGAGCCCACAACUGGGUUUGUGUUCUCUAAAGAGGCUUUUUCAGCGGGGGAGUAUAAUAUUAUCACGAUUAAAGCAUCAGACAAUGGGAAGCCUUCAAAGUCGUCCAUCUGUCGGUUGCACAUUGAGUGGAUUCCAAAGCCUAAGCUGGCUAAACAAGCGCUGGCAUUUGAGGAGAUUCCUCUCUCAUUCUCUGUGAUGGAGAACGAUCCAGUAGCCCAUAUGGUGGGAGUCAUCAGCGCUCAGCCACUUGACUCUCCUGUAUGGUUUACUAUCAAAGGAGACACACAUGUUAAAGACGCUUUUCACAUUCUACAGAUGUCUUGUGACCUGAACUGUACGGCAGGUGGAAGCACUGACAGCCGUUUUGACGUGGAGAAGGCGAGUGGCACAAUCAUCAUUGCUGGAGCACUAGAUGCUGAACGACAGUCAAAUUAUAACCUCACUGUUGAAGCAACAGAUGGAACAAGAUCUAUCAGCACUCAGGUCAUAGUUCAAGUUCUUGACACAAAUGAACACCGUCCCAAGUUUAGCCAAAACCAAUAUGAGAUAAGCAUUCCAGAGGAAAUUCAGCCUGGCAUGAAGAUACUGGAAAUAAAUGCAACAGAUAAAGACGAGGACAACAAAUUAUCCUACACACUGUUGAGCAGCACAGACUUAUUUAGUCUGAAGAAGUUUCGUCUUGAUCCUGGAAUAGGCUUUCUGUACACCACUGAAAAACUCGACCAUGAAACCAUGCACAGACACAUCCUCACUGUAAUGGUUAGGGAUCAAGGUGUGCCUGUGAAGAGUAAUGUUGUGAGAGUAAUCAUCAAUGUGGAGGACAGUAAUGACAAUCCACCGUGGUUCACUAGCUCUCAGUAUGCUGCCCGUGUGUUUGAGACAGCUGCGAUUGGUUCAUCUGUGUUACAGGUCACUGCUUUGGACAAAGACAAGAGCUUUAAUGCUGAAAUCCUUUACAGCAUAGAUUCAGGAAAUCAUGGAACUUCCUUCAUCAUUGAUCAGUCCUCCGGCAUUAUAACAGUUGCAAGAGAACUUGAUUGUGAGACCAGAGACCAGUAUGAAUUGAUAAUAAAAGCUUCAGACAAAGGAGAACCUUCGCUCAGUGCAGUUACGGCUGUCAGGAUCACAGUCACUAUCUCAGAUAAUACCAAGCCGAAGUUCCCCUCCAAUUCUCUAUCAGCUGAAGUCAGUGAGAACGUUCCUGUUGGGAGUUUUGUAACUUUAGUCUCAGCCUUCAGUCAAUCAACAGUUUUCUAUCAAAUCAUAGAGGGAAAUGAGAAAGGCGCGUUUGACAUCAAUCCAAACUCUGGUGCUGUCAUCACAAGGAAGAAGCUGGACUUUGAAACACUUUCAUCAUAUAAACUGAUUGUCCAGGGAACAGACAUGGCUGAAAUGUCAAGCAGUGUCACAGUUAACAUUUAUUUAAAGGAUGAAAAUGACAAUGCUCCUGUCUUCACCCAAUCUGAAUAUACUGGCUUCAUCAGCGAGUCGGCCAUCAUCAGAAGUGUGGUCCUGAACUCUCAGAAAGCUCCUCUUGUUGUUCGUGCAACAGAUGCUGACCAGCACUCAAAUGCCAGACUUGUCUAUCAGAUUAUGGAGCCAUUUGCUUGUAACUACUUCUCUAUCGAUUCUAGGACUGGAGCGAUUCAAACUCUCAGCAACCUGGAUUAUGAGCAGAGACGGAUAUUUAACUUUAGAGUUCAAGUUCAUGACACUGGGAACCCACGUUUAUUUGCUCAAGACACUGCCAAUGUGACUAUACACAUCAUUAACAUUAAUGACUGCGCUCCCAAGUUCACUCAGGAUUCAUACGAGGCUACUCUUCUCCUUCCGACCUAUAAAGGUGUUAAAGUGAUAACAGUAAAGGCAACAGAUGAGGACUCGCUGCCAGGAAACAAACUACAUUUUGAAAUUGUGGAUGGCAACAUAGGGAACAAAUUCUGGCUUGAUCCAACUUUUGGUGAUAUUUUUGUACAAAAUACUACACAGCUGCGGAGCAGGUACAGAUUGACAGUCCAAGUCUCUGAUGGAAGUUUCAUUGGGUGUGCAAAUGUGAAAGUCAAUGUUAAAGAUAAUAAAAGUCACAAUCUGAAGUUCACGCAGGACAUUUUCACCGCUCAGGUGCAAGAAAACGCUACAGAAAAGAAAACCCUGGCAGUUCUUUCUGUAGUUGGAAAUAGAGUCAACGAGCCUUUGUUUUAUUCUAUUCUCAAUCCUAACAGUAAAUUUGAAAUAGGACGCACAUCAGGAGUGCUUUUCUCUACGGGCAUCCCAUUUGAUCGAGAGGAACAGGAUUUGUUUGAAAUCAUUGUGGAGGUAAUAAAAGAGCCAGGGUUGAAUGGUCCUGCCCACGUGCUUGUGAAAGUGCAAGUUGAGGACGUGAAUGAUAAUGCCCCAUUCUUUGUAGAUCAACCCUAUCAUGCGGUUGUACAGGUUGACCAAACUGUGGGUUCAGUUUUUGCGAAGGUGACCACUGUGGACAGAGAUAUAGGCAAAAAUGCUGAGAUUACAUACUACUUGAAAGGUCAUGAUAAAUAUUUUCAGGUGAACCCAUUUGGAGAAAUAUCUCUAAAGAGGCCUCUUGAGUUGGAAAGCAUUGGCAAGUAUGUCAUUAACAUCACUGCGCAAGAUGAAGGUGAACCACCACUAUUCUCAAAUGCAGAGGUUGUUAUUUCAGUGGUGAACAAAGCCACACCAAUAUUUGAAAGACCUUUUUACAAGAUUGAAAUCCUCGAGAAUGUGCUAGUAGGUACAUCUAUACUCCAAGUUGUAGCCAAUCAAUCUGCAGGACCUCGUACUGUCUACAGCAUCAGUGGGGGAAACCCAUUCAGUCAGUUUGACAUUCAUUUUAACUCUGGACUCAUUAAAGUCAUCCAGCCAUUGGAUUAUGAGGCUCAUCCAGCAUAUCGGUUAAGCAUCCAGGCAACAGAUUCUUUGACCGGGGCCAACUCUGAUGUUUUUGUAGACAUUAUAUUAGAAGAUGUCAAUGACAACGCACCUAAAUUUGAAGCAGCAGUGUAUAGUAUUAGCAUCUCUGAAUCUACUGUAAUUGGAACCUCUGUACUGCAAGUGGUAGCCAUGGACCCUGAUGCACAAAGCAAUGCUAUAUUGUUUUAUAAACUGCAUGAAAGGGAUGGAUCGACUUCAGAUCACUUCAGAAUAGAUGCCGAGACUGGAGUUAUUUGGACUGCAGGACUACUAGACCAUGAAACCCAAUCUCAGCAUGAUCUGAUUGUAAAAGCUGUUGACGGUGGGGCAAUUCAGCUGUCUUCUGAAGUCCAAGUGACCGUAUAUAUAACUGAUCUUAAUGACAACCCACCUAUUUUUGCACAACAGCUUUAUAAUGCCACUAUAAGUAAGAUUUCUUCUCCAGGGCAGCUUGUGACCUGUGUUAAAGCAUUUGAUGCUGACAGUCAUGGUAGCAGUAAUCUCGAGUAUGCCAUUUUGUCAGGAAAUGACAACAACAUUUUUGCAAUUGAUGCGUUAAGUGGAGAAAUUGUGAUUGCCAACAUUAGCAGACAAUCUCUUAAGCACUUCUACAGCUUGAUUCUGUCAGUGACUGAUGGUGUUUUCUGUGCUAGCGCUGAAGCAAACAUCUAUGUGAUGGGUGAAAAUAGCCACAGCCCAUCAUUUACUCAGGACGAGUAUCUUAUUGAGCUUGCUGAGAACUCUCCAGUUGGUACGCUUGUCGGACAAGUUGAAGCCAUUGAUGAGGACCCAGGGAAAUACGGACAACUGACAUUCUUCAUUAUGAAUGAUAUCGCCAGGGAUAAAUUUAACAUCAAUGAAGAUGGACAGAUUUACACAGAAGAGAGCUUUGACAGAGAAAACCCAGAAGAGAAAAUAAUUAGAAUCAGUUUAAUGGCUAAAGAUGGCGGUGGUCUAUUAGGCUUUUGUAAUGUCAUUGUAAUUCUCUCUGAUGUGAAUGACAAUUCACCUAAAUUCAAGCAUUCAGAAUAUAAAGUUACUGUGCCAAGAGAUGCCCCUAGCAGCACAACAGUAAUCAAAACAACAGCAGUAGAUGAAGAUGAGGGAAGUAAUGCUGAUAUCGUAUACACUAUUGAAUCUGAUAUAGACCACUUUGAAAUUCAUUCACUUAGUGGUGCGAUUGUCACAAAAGAAAGCCUAAUUGGACUGGAAAAUGGCCUGUAUUCCUUCUUUGUGAAGGCUAAAGAUUCUGGAAGCCCACCAAAGCAAUCUAUUAUUCCAGUUUCAAUUAGAAUAGUUCCCCCUGAAACAUCAAUCCCAAAGUUUGCCGAGCCGUCGCUGUGGUUGGAGCUUUCAGAAGACCUGGCUGUCGGAACUGAGAUGGAUAUCUUCCAAGCCGAAAAUGAGCUUUCUGUGAUCUACAGCCUUGUUGGAGGGAACACCCCAGAGAGUAACAAACAUGAUGUCUUUGCUAUUGACAGCACAACUGGUAAGCUUAUACUCACAAAACGACUAGACUAUGAAACUAUAAAAUGGUAUCAUCUCGCAGUGCAGGUUCGAGAUGUCAAAGAUGACAUGGAAAUGAUCUCAACUGUAGAUGUGAGUGUCCAUCUCAAGGAUGUCAAUGAUAACAGCCCACAAUUUGAGUCCUUCCGCUACCAGUCGUGUAUUGCUGAAAACCUGCCAAAAGGGACUUCUGUAGUGCAGGUUAAGGCAACGGAUCUGGAUUCUUGGCUGAAUGGCCAGAUCACGUAUGCUCUGCAUGAAAACCAGCAGCCCCCUGAUGUUCUUCAGUUGUUUUCAGUGAACAGCGAGACGGGUUGGAUAACCACCCUCAUGGAAAUAGACAGGGAAAAGACAGACCAAUAUCGAAUCACAGUGGUGGCCACAGACGGAGCCCAAGGGUUACAGAUGACAGGCACUACUGUUGUAGAAGUGACAGUUGUGGACACAAAUGACAACCCUCCGUUAUUUACUGAAGCAGUUUUUAAAGGCGCUGUAAGAGAAGAUGAAUCUACACCAGGCACAGUUGUAACCAUUCUCAGCUAUGUUGAUUCUGACAGCGACGAGGUCAACAGGAGGUUCAACUGCUUCAUCACAGGUGGAGACCCGCAGGGCCUGUUUGAUGUGAAGCACACAGAUGGUGUUUGGGUGGUCGCUGUCAGCAAAACCCUGGACAGGGAGGAGAGAGAUUUCUAUCUUUUAAACAUCACAGCCACCGAUGGAACCUUUGUGGCAAAGGCGGCCGUAGAGAUCACUGUCCUGGAUGCAAAUGACAACAGUCCUGUUUGUGAGAAGGAUGUGUAUGCUCAAGCUGUUCCAGAAGAUGUACUCAUCGGAAAACACAUUCUUCAAGUCUCAGCCACUGAUGCAGAUAUCCAGUCAAAUGCAGAAAUCACGUACCAGCUAAGCGGCAGUGGAGCUGAAUCAUUUACAAUUGAUAGCAAGACAGGUGCAGUGAAAACACUGGCAACUCUGGACAGAGAGGUAACAGAUGUGUACAACCUAACAGUGCGUGCAGUAGACAAAGACAAUCACUUCUGCCAAGCUUCUUUGCUCAUCACAGUUGAAGAUGCAAAUGACAACGCACCCAAAUUCACAUCUGACCCACAUCAUGUGAGCAUUUAUCAGAAUACACAACCUGGAACAUACGUGGCACGACUGGAGGCCUUCGACGCAGAUAUCGGGAUGAACGGUAAAAUACGUUACUCAUUUGAGGACUCUGCAGGAGGUUUGUUUUCAAUUGAGGAGAGCUCAGGAAUCAUCAGUUUAGAAAGAUCCCUGGACAAACAGAUGAAGGCCAUGCAUGUUUUGAGGGUACGUGCGACAGACCAGGGCUUUCCCCAUAGACUCUCCUCUCUGGGCUCUGUGUUGGUGACAGUACUAGACGCUAAUGACCAUCCACCGGUGUUUGAGCGAAGGGAAUACAUUUCCACAGUUCCGGAAGAUGUUACAAUAGGGACUAAGCUACUGAAGGUCUUCGCUUCAAGCAAGGACAGGCAAAUGACUUCCCAAACAACAUACUCUUUCAGCAGCGGCAAUGAGCAAGGAGCUUUUCGAAUCGAUUCACAGACAGGUGACAUCUUUGUGAUGGAGCCCCUGGACUAUGAGGAAUCUUCACAGCACUAUCUGACAGUGAAGGCCACUGUCGGUGGGAAGCAGUCACUCAGUGACAUGGCUACUGUUAGCAUUCACCUCCAAGACAUCAACGACAACAGCCCUGUGUUCAGCCAGAAGAUAUACUCCGCUGUAGUCAGUGAGGACACCAGACUUGCAAGCACAGUGUUGACGGUACUUGCGAAUGAUCUUGAUGGGCCUUUAAACAACCAAAUCCGCUAUUCCAUUGAAGAGAGCAACCAGAGCUGCCCAUUCAUCAUGGACGCAGUCAGUGGUGAACUGCAACUGGCCCGUCAGUUAGACAGAGAGAUGGUAGCGAGUUACAUGCUGACCGUGAUGGCCUCCGACAGCGGAAGUCCCCUCAAAUCCGACAGUGCAGCAAUCAACAUUGCUGUGUCUGAUGUGAAUGAUAAUCCCCCUGUCUUCUCUCAGGCUAACUACAGUCUCAUCAUCCAGGAGAAUCUACCUUCAGGGACCAGCGUGUUACAGCUCAAUGUGACAGACAACGACUCCCUCCAUAAUGGGCCUCCUUUCUCCUUUAUCCUGAUAGGCGUAGAGGCAAACCCUUUUAGCAUAGACCAGCAGGGUUUGGUUAAGACCGCUGGACCAUUGACAAAGGGCCAGUAUACACUCCAAGUGCAGGUGUCUGACAAUGGAAAACCUCCACAAAAAUCAGUCACAUCUAUCACUGUUCUUGUAGCUCAGGCCAGCAUGUUUCCUCCAUCUGUGUUUCCUCUCGAAAUUUUCAUCAUCCUCCUGGAAGAUGAAUAUUCUGGAGGCACACUGGGAAAAAUCCAUGCCACAGAUCAAGAUGAACACGACAAACUCGCAUUCAGCCUGGACCCACAGUCCCACAGCUUGUUUUCUAUCAUUGGCACGGACGGCAGACUGUUGGCGCGUGAAGGCCUGGACGUGGGUCAUUACCAGCUUAACGUCUCGGUCAGCGACGGACAUUUUUCAGUUUCGUCCAUUGUCAAAGUGAAUGUCUUGCAGGUCACAGAGCAGAUGCUGGACAGCUCUAUCUCUAUACGCUUCGCUGGCAUCACCACGGAGGAUUUUAUCCAGGACCAUUGGAAAAAUUUCCAGAAAAUGCUUCGCAGCGUGGCUGGAGCCCGCAGGGGUGCCAUCAAUUUGAUCAGUCUGCAAUCUGCUGGAUUUGGCGAUGGCCUGGAUGUUCUUUUGUAUUUUGAGAGACCCAGACGAGGUGCCGGUGCACUGGAGGCUCUCUCUCAGAAGAUAAGCUCUUCCAGAGGAGCCAUCAAGGAGAUGACUGGACUGCAUGUUGUGAGGGUUUUGAACAGUCGCUGUUUAAGCUCUGAGUGUCCUGAUGGCAAGUGUAGACGGGUGCUUCUGUUUAACCAGACUACUAUGGGUGCAUACAGCACUGCACGAGUGAGCUACAUCACACCCAGACAUCACAUGACGGCCAAAUGCCUGUGCACAGACAGUAAGUGUCUGAAGCAGGAAUACACCUGUGUAAACAGCACAUGUCCAGAGGGCUAUGAGUGCGUGUCAGGCUUUGGACAAGACAAACACAGCUGCAUCUGCACAGGUGCUGCCAAAGUCAAAUGCUCAGGAGGAUCUUCAAUGACAUUUAGUGAGAGCAGCUAUAUUAAAUAUAGCCUGAUGGAAAGUAUGAAAGGACUGAAGCUCACGCUCAAGUUAAAAACUCUCUCAACAGAAGGAACAAUAAUGCUUGCCAGAGGAACGGGCCACAGCAUUCUAGAGAUAGCAGGAGGCAGACUGCAGUUCCAAUUUGACUGUGGCUGGGGUUUUGCCACAGUCUCUGUGCACAGCGUCCUGGUGAAUGAUGGACAGUGGCACAUGGCAGAACUUGAGGUGAAGGGAAACUAUGCCAGGCUGGUUCUGGAUCAGCUCCAUUCAGCAUCAGGCAUCGCGCCCGGCCCUCUUCACUGCCUCAACCUGGGUGAGCAGGUGGUGCUAGGUGGACACGCUCAACACCUCGGUUCCAGACGCAGACGAAAUCUGCCUGCAUCAAACAGCCUGCAGGGCUGCAUGGACUCGGUGCUGCUUAAUGGACAUAGACUGUCCUUGGACUCUGGUGGUCCAUUAGGAGUUACUAUUGAGGACAUGGUGGGAGUUUCUCCGGGAUGUUUCGGCUUCACAUCUCCAGUCUGCUCCAGUAAUCCUUGCCUCAAUGGAGGGAGCUGCUUAAUGAGGCAGAGUGGAGGUAACAUUUGCAAAUGCAGUCCUUCAUUCUCUGGGACUCGCUGUGAGGUGAAGAUCAGUCCUUGUGACUCAAACCCGUGCCUGUAUGGGGGAACCUGCAUCCAAAAUAACCUGGACUACUCAUGUAAAUGCCGGGGCAAGUACUCCGGUCAAAGGUGUCAGAUAGGUCCCUACUGCAAAGAGAAUCCAUGCCAAAAUGGUGGACAGUGUAUAGACAGUCUUGAUGGAGCCAUUUGUGAGUGUGAGCCAGGAUUCAAAGGAGAAAGAUGCAUGAUCGAUGUUGAUGAGUGUGUGGACAGGCCGUGUUUCAAUGAUGGCCAUUGUGUAAACACACGUGGAUCGUUUACCUGUUCCUGCAUGAUUGGAUUCAGUGGAAGACUGUGUGAGAUAGGCACAGAAGUAAGCAACCAACCUAUAUCUUCAUCCUGGAACUCUUGGAUUGGAGAACUGGUCGCAAUACUGGCCUUCCUGGCAGUCAUCUUUGUUGUGACAUUACUCUUCUUAAUAGUGUGGAAAGGUUCCUGUAAACGUAUAAAGAGAGAUAAAGACCUUGAUAAGGUCAAAGACAUUGACUCUUACAUUCAGAGGUUGAGUUUUUACAACCAUGGCAAAAACAAAUCCCGCUCUGACACCCCACCGCUGGUCCCCGUGCGACCCAUAUCCUACACACCCAGCAUUCCUGGAGAAUGUCGAAACAACCGAGGCUCAGUGCCCGAGUUCAGUAACUUCACUGCAGAUCCACUUUUUGGUCUUAGGAAGUCUGUGGCUGUGUGCAGUGUGGCCCCUAAUUUGCCACAUCGCAAAGCAUCCUAUUCUCAUUCAGAAAAUGACUCCAUACAGCAGAUGGACUGGGAUGAGGAGUAUGACGAAAAAAUACUAGACUUGACUUCCUGUUUAGCAAUGGAGGAUGACUAUAUUUCACUUUCUCGUGAUAAUAGAGGGCUGCAGUCCACAUGCUCACUCCAGUCAGAUGUCAUGGAUGACAACAGCUAUUACUGGGAUACCUCAGAUUGGCAGCAGAAUAUCUACUCUCCUGGAAUUCAAGGUUUUCUGCAGUAUGAGUUUGUGCAGAUGACUUCACCGAUACACACCUCUCCAGAAACUGUCCACAUGGACUUCACCACUGUUGGCGAAGACAUAGAGACUUUCCUGCCAUUAACAACUCUCCUACCUAAUUCUGACCAGUUAACCAGGCCAGAGGGCCACCAUGCAAUCCACCCAACAGUGAGGUCAAACUUUAUGACCUCCAGUCAACAUCCCAGCCCUGACUCCCCAGAGUCCGUCCAAACAACCGCAGAGAUGCUUCAAGACCAACAUAUAAGGUCCUCUGAGACUGUGGAUUUCUUGGAAAGUCCUGUUUGAGACCCACACAACUCUAAACUUCAUUCCCCAGUGGUUAGAAAUCCAAUUUUAUGGUUAGUGACCAUGGAAAACUUCAUGAAGACCUGGUUGGCAACACUACCAGAGGCUGAGGUGUGACUGCAGUGGGUUUCUGUACUAUAAUUCGAAACCACCAUUAAACUUUCAUGCAGAAUCGU